CGUUAAGUCGCUGCUGCUGCUUGUGCCUGACGUACCACCGAUGAUCGGUCGGGCUUAACGUUUAAGCACAUCGGACGUACCGCACGCACACGGUCCCCGGGCUCUGCACCCGGCGGUUGGCUGUCCCGACUGGAUCAUCAUCGACUGCUGCCGGUGCCCGUUGCCGAUCGCGCGCACGUCGCUCGCACCACAGGUGUAGCGCACACGUACGCCGCGCGCACACAGCCGUGCUACUCCGUCAGAGACGCACGCCGACGACACCGCCGCCACCGCCUUCACUGCCACCGCCGUCGACAGUCACUGAAAACGGCAUAGGUGUUUUAUGGUCUUGGAGAGAGGAAUGUUUGAAGAAUGGCUCAAAAGAUGUCGCGAAUCUCGCCAGCUAGUCGUGGUGAUCGUAGCCAUAGCUCUACUCCUGGAUAACAUGCUUCUCACGACAGUGGUUCCAAUAAUACCGGAAUUUCUUUACGACAUCCAACACCCUGAUCAACCACUCACAGCAACCAUACCGACAAGUCCACGCAAUGAAUUCCCAGUGCCCCACGGAGAUAUGUCGAGUCCUCCAGGAAACGGAACGACGACCUGGGAACAGCAAGAAGCGAUUCUCAAAAAGGAAAGGCACGACGAUCUGGUUCACGAAACAGUCGCGGUCGGAAUGAUGUUCGCGUCCAAAGCAGUCGUACAGCUCAUGGUCAACCCCAUCGUCGGACCUCUCACGCACCGGAUCGGCUACAGCAUACCAAUGUUCACCGGAUUCUUCAUUAUGUUCAUAUCCACAAUAAUAUUCGCAUUCGGACGGAGUUACGGAGUACUGUUUUUGGCUAGAGCUCUGCAAGGGAUUGGAUCGUCUUGUUCAACAGUUUCUGGAAUGGGAAUGUUGGCCGAACGGUACCCUGACGACAAAGAACGAGGAAAUGCCAUGGGUAUAGCGUUGGGCGGCUUAGCUUUGGGUGUGUUGAUCGGUCCACCGUUUGGCGGAAUCAUGUACGAGUUUGUGGGGAAAACCGCACCGUUCUUGAUACUCUCGGCGCUGGCACUAGGAGACGGACUGCUACAACUGUUGCUUUUACAACCCGGAGUAGUCACAACAGAUGCGGAUCCGCCUUCCUUGAAAUCAUUGGUUAUGGACCCGUACAUCAUAAUAGCCGCCGGUGCGAUAUCUUUCGCAAACACCGGAAUCGCAAUGCUCGAGCCGUCGCUGCCCAUUUGGAUGAUGGACACCAUGGGCGCUGGAAGAUGGAAACAGGGAGUGACAUUUUUACCAGCAAGUAUUUCAUAUUUAAUCGGAACGAAUUUGUUUGGACCUCUCGGACAUCGCAUGGGAAGAUGGUUGGCCGCAAUGAUUGGAUUGAUCGUGAUCGGAAUUUGUUUGAUGAUAAUACCCACCGCAAGAAACAUCAACCACUUGAUUGUGCCCAACGCCGGUUUAGGUUUUGCUAUUGGCAUGGUCGAUUCGUCGAUGAUGCCCGAGCUUGGCUAUUUGGUUGACAUACGACACACAGCUGUUUAUGGCAGCGUAUACGCUAUUGGUGACGUGGCUUUUUGUCUGGGAUAUACGAUCGGGCCGGCUUUAAGCGGAACAUUAGUGAAUACAAUUGGAUUUGAAUGGAUGUUAUUCGGAACGGCUAUGUUGAAUUUCUUGUACGCUCCACUUCUCUACUUACUGCGCAGUCCACCGACAAAAGAAGAAAAAAAAAUCACUGGUGACCGGAGAAAAAUCGUCGGUGCGUUACAUAACCUAUCAAAACGAAGCAGAAGAAGAAUAAAAACUGUUGACUUCGUACAACUAACGCUUGAUAAAUUACGCUUCUCCGUUUUUGUUUUUUUGCCUCCCCAAACAACGAUACUUCUUAAUAAAUAAUAAUAACAAACACGACGUCAUAGCAGAAAACAUUACAAUGUAAUACAACGCGCGCAGUUGCACAACAACUCAAUAAUACGAGAAAAACUGUUUUGACGGGAGUUUCAGCUAUUUCGGUGGCCGGACACAAUAUUUUAAUCGCAUUGUUUACCUAUUACAUAUAGGCGCAUACGUAGCAGUCGCUUUAUAUAACAUAACAAUGUAUAAUAUACAUUACAACCUAUUAUAUCUUAUACUUUCUCGUAAACCUAACCUAAUAGUCCGCCGGCGCAACGAGAAACUUUAUUCGAUAUUGUUACGCGUACAAAAUAACUAGCCUAUAUUAUGUUUAUAAUAAUGUGCACGCGUGUUAAAAAUACUUUGAGAAAAAUCUAAUUACUCGUAAACCUAAUAAUAAUAAUAAUGUUAUAAAAAAUAACUAUUUAUCGUAUAUUAUAAUAUUAUAAUGUGUGCGCAAUAAGUGAUACAUUUACAUAUAUACAUUAUUAUAUGUCCUAUCGACUUUGUAACUUACAUACAACGUGGUUUUUAAAAACAUUACUAUAUAAAUAAUAUUUUCUUAAUAAUAUAUAUUAUACUUAAAACGAUACAAUUGAAUAGCGUAUAUUAUUAUGUAUACGUAUUUUACGGCUCAUCAUUGACCACCAUCGUUGAGCAUCAGAACAUUUUGUUGAUUAAGACUGUUUUAUAAUUAUAAUAAUAUUAAU
Messenger RNA from Sipha flava (yellow sugarcane aphid), 2568 nucleotides. It is a transcript of the gene Vmat, whose product is annotated as synaptic vesicular amine transporter. The coding region runs from base 323 to 1861 and encodes 512 amino acids. Gene Ontology annotation, molecular function: serotonin:sodium:chloride symporter activity. The record is from RefSeq and is a predicted model, not a curated record. Lineage: Eukaryota; Metazoa; Arthropoda; Insecta; Hemiptera; Aphididae. The transcript has 12 exons. Gene Ontology annotation, cellular component: terminal bouton; synaptic vesicle membrane. Gene Ontology annotation, biological process: aminergic neurotransmitter loading into synaptic vesicle; transmembrane transport.